Punica granatum (pomegranate) is the source of this 913-nucleotide messenger RNA. Lineage: Eukaryota; Viridiplantae; Streptophyta; Magnoliopsida; Myrtales; Lythraceae. The record is from RefSeq and is a predicted model, not a curated record.
CAUUCCAUUUGACGAUCACUCUCCUGCGGUGUACUGUACGGACGAAAUUUCUUCUCCAGUCCACGAAGAACCUCUCUACUUUUCCUCAUCGAUGGCGUCCGCGCUUGCUCUGAAGAGGCUCGUCUCCAUGAACGUCCUGCCGAAGUCUCUUCUCCUCCGCUCUGUUCGUCCGGUGGCUGUAGCUCCUGCAACGUCCCGGCUUCUCAGCACCGGAGCUGUGCGUGAGAGUGACUACGAGGAUGAGAAUGACUACGACGAAGGUGGUCUGGACGUCAAUCGCCACUUCACUCGCCUCCCGGUUUCCACAGAUGCGUUCGAUAGCCAGCUCCUGAGCUGGUUGGAUCCGUUUGCCUCCGCAUAUCGCGGCCUCGGAUCGGGUGGUUUCCGUAGGGGAUGGGACGCUAGAGAGACGGAGGAAGGCCUGCGCCUCCGUUUCGACAUGCCAGGGCUGGGCAAGGAGGACGUGAAGGUCUCAGUCGAGGAGAGCACUCUGGUGAUCAAAGGCGAGGCGGCAGGGGAAGAGGCCGGGGGCAGCGAGGAGGAGAGCGGCCGGCGGUACAGCAGCAGGAUAGAGCUGUCGGAGAAGAUGUACAAGAUGGAGGAGACCAAGGCGGAGAUGAAGAACGGGGUGCUCAAGAUCACGGUGCCCAAGGUGAAGGAGGAUGAGAGAGCUGACGCGUUUCACGUGAAGAUCGAUUAGAGGAAGAGGACACGGCUGAUUUCUGGUAGUUAGUUACUGAAAUGUUUGUUCCUGCAAGAAAUAGUGAACUAGAGGAUGUUUGCAAUGCAAUAGAGAUUAGAGAUUACGCUGCAUAUAGAAAGUAGUCGAUGGACAUCUGAGCUUUUGAUGGCUAACCAUGCCUUCGAUAUAUGAAUGAACCUCCCGUAGUUAUGAAUUUUCUUUUUCUCUCGA